This is a messenger RNA of Rhododendron vialii, 1740 nucleotides long. RefSeq names its product probable BOI-related E3 ubiquitin-protein ligase 2. Gene Ontology annotation, molecular function: ubiquitin-protein transferase activity. Lineage: Eukaryota; Viridiplantae; Streptophyta; Magnoliopsida; Ericales; Ericaceae. Bases 709 to 1524 code for a protein of 271 amino acids. The record is from RefSeq and is a predicted model, not a curated record. The transcript has 2 exons.
CACAUGCAUACAAAUCACAAUCACACAUAAAGGCCUCCUCACCUUUACCUCUCCACCUCCCACUUGGAAUUGAAUUUCCCCAUUCAAACAAACGCCUCUGAAAUCUCUGACCCCAUAGUUUACUCACAAAAUCUGCAUGUUUACGUCCUUUGCUUUCCACCGUCUCUCUCUCUCUCUCUCUCUCUCUCUCUAAAUGCUUCCCAAGGCCAACAGGAGAGAGAGAGAAUCCUAGGGCCCCUCUCCACCUCUCUCUCUCUCUCUGUUUUAUUUUUCAGUUUGUCAAGUUACUUUAAUUCAAUCAAACAAUCUACUGUAUUAUCCAAUUAAUUAAUUCACACCCCUUCCAAUAUUAUUUAUACACUCCCCCUACCUCCCUUUGUUUUUUGUGUUCCUUGAAAUCCUAGCAGCACGUCCAAAACCAAACGUCUCUCAAAAGCAGGGCAGAGGUUCUGCCAAAACAGAGUUAUAAAGAGAGAGAAACAGAGAGAAAACAUCAUGCAUAUGUUCUGAUCCAACUGCUCCCGUUUUGAAGCCAAAUCCAUUUCGAUUCUGUUCUUGUUUUGUUGGUUCGAGUCCAAAAAGGCCGACGAAAAUCUGCCAAAAGGGCUGGUCUUGUGUUGUUACAGUUCUGGUGCUCUGUGGUUUUAUACCUAAAAUCUCCCGUAUAGAUAUAUAUAUAUAUAUAUAUAUAUAUAUAUCUAUCUAUCUAUGAUGGCCAUUCAAGCGCAGCUAUACCCGGAUAGUUUUGGGUUUUCUUUGGGUGGUUCACAAAAUUGGAUGGAGAAUUCUUAUGGGUUCAAUGAGUUCUGUUUCAAUCUUCAACAGAAACAACAACAGCAGCUGGUGCAGAACCUUCAACAGAAAACCCAAAAUCCGUGCUGUGAAACCAUGGGGUUGCUUUCUAAAAACAACUUUUAUCAACAAUCCACGGCUUUUUCUCAGAGCACAGCUGCUCAGGUUGAGAAGCAGGGGCAACAGAUUGAUCGGUUCAUCAGUUUACAGAACGAGAGAUUGAGAUUGCUCUUGCAAGAGCAACGAAGGCAACAGAUGGCAUUACUUUUGAGGAAAUACGAAGAGAAAACAGUGGUUUUACUGAAGCAAAAAGAGGAAGAAAUAGCAAAAGCUAUGAACAGAACAAUGGAGCUUGAAGACUUCUUGAGAAAAGUUGAGAUUGAGAGCCAAACGUGGUACCGAUUGGCCACAGAAAACGAAGCGAUGGUGGCAAAUUUGAAUAACACAAUCGAACAGCUCAAAGAAAACGGGUGUUUCACCAAUGAGGUUGAAGAUACAGGGUCAUGCUUCAGAGGAGAGAGAGAUGAAGAAGCAGAGGAAAACAGAGGUCAGGGACUUGGGGAGAGAGAAAAUCAAGAAAAGACGGUCUGCAAAAGCUGCAAUUUUAGGAAUUCGUGUGUUGUAUUCCUACCCUGUAGGCACCUCUGUUCAUGCAAAGAUUGUCAAGUUUCUUUGGAUUCUUGCCCAGUCUGUGGGAUGGUAAAGAAAGCUAGCAUUGAGGCUCUGAUUUGAUCUUACCAAGAAAAAUCACAUAUUUUCCGGGAAAAUGUAGAGAAAGUGUUGGAUGGAUGGUGAAUGAACAAUACCCAUCUCAAUCAUGCAGUAUCUUUGUCAUUAUUUUAUUUAUUUUCCUAUUUGGGGUCUUCUGUUUUUAGAUUUGAUUCGUGUACUUUUUAGACGACUCCCCACUUGAACAGAAAUUACAGGACAAAAGCAUCUUUUCCUUUC